AUGUUGGACACAGCCAGCAAUGAGAAAUUCCUUAAUCAGGAUGUGGAUGAUGGCUGGCAGCUUGUGGAGAACAUUGCAAACUCCAAUGGAAGCUAUGGAGAAGAGUUUGAUCGCACCAAUCGGAGCUCGACCCACCACUUGAUCGAGUCAGAUGAGAAAUUGAGAAAAGAUGUUAAGGCAUUGAAUGAGAAGUUGGAUAAGCUGAUCUUAGCUCAGUCCACAAUGAAGAAAGUCAACUUUGUGUCUGCUGAAGAGAUGGAACCAGUCCAAGAAGGGGAGGAUACACAAUUUGCUGAGGUGUGCUACAUGAGCAAUGGGCAAGGAGGUUACAACAAAGGAUACUAUAAUUACAAGUCCAACCCAGCCAUGUCAUACCGAAACACUGAUGUUGCUAACCCUCAGGACCAGGUCUAUCCUCAACAACAGCAAGCUCGAUCGAGUCAAGCCCCACAACAUGGGUAUGGUCAAAAGAACAAUUACCAAGGCCCAAGGGACUUUUCCUGCAAGGACAACUACCUGGUAAAGCUAUUCAGAACCCCAAGGAACAGUGCAAGGUCAUCUUCACUCAAGGAGGACUUGAUUGAAGAAGAGGAUCAAGAGAGAGUCAUUGAAGAGUUUUGUUUACUGCUGAAUGAUGAUGAGAUUGUUGCUGCUGAGGCUCCUGGAGUCCAGAUUGAUCAACCAGAAGUGCAGGCACCUACUGUGGCCCUUCACACUUCACCAGUUGAGCUCGCACAACAAGCUCGAUCGAGUCGAAAUCUAGCUCGAUCGAGUCCGACCUCAUCUGUCCCAAAGCCGAUUUUGCUUGAUCCUUACCAACCGGUUGACACUUCCUCGUCUCGCCUACUUAGUCAAGGGCACAAGGAAGUGAUUCACAAGUUCAGAAGAGAUCUCAGUAGGAUUGGAAUUGAGUUGCCUCCUAUGGAAAGCAUGAGUGAGGCAUUUGAUCAAAUGCAAAUGGUCAAAGAUGUUAUGGCCAACAUUGAUAAAGUUUCUGAGGUUCUGAAAAAGUCUAACCAUCAAUUCAACCUGCUUACUUCACCCACUUUCUUACCAAAGGUGAAAAAUUGA
This is a messenger RNA of Microthlaspi erraticum, 1071 nucleotides long. The record is from the annotation of a GenBank genome assembly. Lineage: Eukaryota; Viridiplantae; Streptophyta; Magnoliopsida; Brassicales; Brassicaceae.